This is a messenger RNA of Zygotorulaspora mrakii, 1581 nucleotides long. RefSeq names its product sugar porter family MFS transporter. Gene Ontology annotation, cellular component: membrane. NCBI's taxonomy places the organism in Eukaryota, Fungi, Ascomycota, Saccharomycetes, Saccharomycetales, Saccharomycetaceae. Gene Ontology annotation, molecular function: carbohydrate:proton symporter activity. Gene Ontology annotation, biological process: transmembrane transport; carbohydrate transport. The record is from RefSeq and is a predicted model, not a curated record. Bases 1 to 1581 code for a protein of 526 amino acids. The transcript has a single exon.
AUGGGUAUUCUACAGUACUUGUUUGAGGCUGAUGACGACAUCCGAGGCUCAAAAGCGCGCGCAAUAUUUGUCGGUAUGUUCGUGGCCUUUGGUGGUAUUCUGUUCGGUUACGAUACAGGCACCAUCUCGGGUGUGUUGACCAUGGAUUAUGUGAAACAAACGUUCACUUCCACCGGAGGAUUCACUGCAAGUGAAACCUCAUUGAUCACUUCUAUUCUUUCUGCCGGUACUUUUGUUGGUGCGAUCUCUGCUCCGUUGGCUUCAGACACCUUGGGUAGGAGGUAUGGUUUAUUCAUUUCUUGUAUUAUCUUUUGUGUGGGUGUCAUUCUUCAAACUGCUGCAACAACCCAGACUCUGUUAAUUGUAGGCAGAGUGAUUGCGGGACUUGGUGUUGGUGUACUAUCCUCCAUUGUUCCUUUGUAUCAAUCGGAAGCAGCGCCAAAAUGGAUCAGAGGUGCGGUGGUCUCCUGUUAUCAGUGGGCUAUAACACUUGGUCUACUUUUAGCAUCUUGCGUGAAUGAGGGUACACAGAGAAGAAAUGACAGUGGAUCGUAUAGAAUUCCAAUUGCUUUGCAAUUAUUAUGGGCCAUUAUUUUAUUCGUCGGUAUGGCCUUUUUGCCUGACACUCCAAGAUUCUACGUCAAAAAAGGCAAACAUGAGGCCGCUCGUGCUUCCUUAAGUAAGUUAAGAGGCUUACGACCAGAUGAUAAAUAUAUUGAAGAAGAAUUGGAAGAAAUAAUAGCUAAUUAUGAGUAUGAAAGAUCAUUUGGUGAUACCUCUAUUCUAGACUGCUUUAAACCAGCGAAUCAUCAAUUGAAACGGAUUAUGACAGGCAUUGCAAUUCAAGGUUUACAACAAUUAACUGGUAUUAACUUCAUUUUCUAUUAUGGUGUUCAAUUUUUCAAAACUUCAGGUAUCAGUAAUCCAUUUAUUAUUCAACUUAUUAUGAAUAUUGUUAAUGUCGUUUUUACAGUUCCUGGUAUAGCAUUGGUGGAAAUUGCUGGUAGAAGGAAUUUAUUACUAUGGGGUGCUAUUGGUAUGUGCGUAAGUGAAUUUUUAGUUGCUAUUAUUGGUACUGCAAUUCCUGAUAGCCAUGCUGCUAAUAAAACGCUGAUUGCUUUCUCAUGUACUUUUAUUGCAUCAUUUGCUGCAACCUGGGGUCCAUUGGCUUGGGUUGUUGUUGGUGAAAUUUAUCCAUUAAGGGUAAGAGGUAAAUCCGUUGCAAUUUGCGCGGGCUCCAAUUGGUUAUUCAAUUUUGUUAUUGCUUUCAUUACACCCUAUUUAGUGGAUGAAGAUAGAGCAAAUUUGAGAUCAAAAGUUUUCUUCAUUUGGGGUGGUUGUACUUUCCUUUGUAUUAUAUUCGUUUACUUCUUCGUUUAUGAGACAAAGGGUCUUACUUUGGAAGAAAUUGAUGAAUUAUACGAUACCGUUAAUGAUGCUCGUAAAUCGAGAGGAUUUGUACCAACUAAUAGAUACUUGAAUUUGGCACCAAUUCCAGUUGAAAAAGAGUCAUCAAAUGAAAACAACUCCCUGGAACCUGGUGUCGACAAAGCAACGGUCGAGUUUGUUGAAAAAGUCUAA